AUGCCUUUCCACGAUGAGAACUGGGAGGAGUGGCAGCGCGACUACGACAUCUUUCCAGCCUACAGCGACUAUCUUCUUGGCCCGGAUCUACGCCUCGUAGUCACUCAAGAGCCUGGUUUGCAUCCUUUGAUCUAUCCAACUCCGAUACCGCAACCGAUCCAGUAUACUCGCAACGUGCGGUCGCGAUCUCAGAUACUUCGAAUGAUAACUAGAUCGGGCUUAGCAACGACUACUCUUCCUAGUCAUCAAUCUGCAUUGCAUAGGGGAGAGUCUGGUGACUACCUCGGAAACGACAGCAGCAACAACACAAGGACAUUAAUCGAUCCGCCAAAUUUUCUGCAGCAUCCCCGCACUCUUUCGGGAAUAUAUGAACAAAGCCGACAGCAGCCCCAUAUCUCAACACAGACGCAUUCACACUCUUCCGCUGCCCUAGAGCAAUCUUACGUUCCGUUUUCUCCAGAACAAGCACUGCAGAUGGUUUUGCUUCAGCCCGAUGACACAGUCUGUGAUCCGCGAUAUCAGUGCAUGGAACCCGAGAUGCGUAACCAGUUGAGACGUUAUCUCUCUGGGCUCUGGCAUAUUGCGAACAAUUCUACCGAUACGGGAAAAAAGGCCAAGGCGCUUGCGGAUAUCCGCAACUUCAGUGGAAGAGUUCUUCAUCAUGUCAAAAUCAUAGAGGUAAGUAAAGGCCAACAAUCGCAUCCUCGUAUACCUGCCCACAACCAACCUGAACAAACCGAUCAACAAUUAAGUCCUACGAGCACACAGUCCUUGCACCAGCAAUCAACACAGCCCCAAGCACAAGUUGUUGGAGAGAAUCAUUCCUCGCAAUUGGCAUCUCAAUCGGCAUGGCAGCCCCCAGUUUUGCCGCACACUGAGGUUGUCGCCCCGCAAGUCUCCACUCAGCUGCGUGCGAGCAUCAAUCGUUACGUCCCUCAGGUCUGGUACUGUCUUCGAAUCACUGGAGAUAAAUCCGAGCCUAUAUCCGCCGAUGAUCUACACAGACGAAAUCGUGCGCAGCAAUGGCUCGCAUCAUUUAGGAUGAGUCUGUCUGUUGAGGGUCUCGCCUAUAUCUCAGAGGUUCUCAAGUGGAUGCACAGCGAACAGACUGCAGGAAGAGAUCCGUUGGUAUCUUUUGGGUGCCAACUAGCAUCGGUUCAGGGGUAG
This is a messenger RNA of Bipolaris victoriae FI3, 1167 nucleotides long. RefSeq lists its product as hypothetical. The transcript is spliced from 2 exons. The coding region runs from base 1 to 1167 and encodes 388 amino acids. NCBI's taxonomy places the organism in Eukaryota, Fungi, Ascomycota, Dothideomycetes, Pleosporales, Pleosporaceae. The record is from RefSeq and is a predicted model, not a curated record.